AUGACUUCUUCCAUUACACUUUGUAUACCAUCUUCAUGCAUUUCACGAAGCAACUGUAAAAAUCUGGAGCAAGCUACGUUCACCGCCUAUCAAAUAGCGAGAGCGGCCUGCACUUAUAACGUUGGCGAGAUAGUGAUCCUUGACGUGCCAGAGAACACGGAAGCUGAAGAAUCGAACAAGAUCAAGUUUGAGGAAAAGAAUACUACAGCAAGUGACUCGUCUCGGCUUCUUGCUUCUCUUCUUCAGUUCUUCACGACGCCUUCAUAUCUUGUGAAAAGUGUGUUUCAAGCAUCAGUGAUAGAAUACUUCAAAAUAGCCAAGAAGUUGCCUAAAAUCUCAACCCUUCCAUACAUGCAAAAUGACGCUGCUGCUUGCUUCAGAGAAGGAAUCUCGAUUCCAAAAAUGUCGGUGGUGAAGAAAAAUGCUGAAGGCAAGGUGGUGAAAAAGAAGAAGCCUGCCACUACCAAGUACGUCAAUACAGGAGAGCGCGAGAUACUGGAGCUCGAGAAGGAAAUACCUAUCAAUACUAGAGUCACUGUGAAUACGAAAACGAAAAGCGUGGUAUCUCCAGACGAGGCUUACGGGAAAGCAGGCGCUUUGAGGACUUUUGGGUAUCACGUGCGGGUGGCCACCAGGUUUAGUAGCCUAUUUACUGAGCCAGGAUACACCGAGGGAUAUGAUCGAUGCAUUUAUGUGAGCAGCGGCGAUUACUUCUCUAAUGAGCAGCCUGCAACUGGACUCCCGAGCUACCAGAAAGAAUCAAACAAAAGGCUUUUGCUGGUUGUGGCUAAAUGGAACGACAUUCAAAAAGCAUUCAAAUAUGAAACCAUUGAAGGGGUUACCGAGCCCCAACAAAUGAUGGACUGUACUUUAGAAAUUCCACUGGGCACAAGAAUCGAGGAUGGAGUCCUUGUUUCGCUGGCAAAAUUAUAA
This is a messenger RNA of Ogataea angusta, 933 nucleotides long. RefSeq lists its product as uncharacterized. The record is from RefSeq and is a predicted model, not a curated record. The transcript has a single exon. NCBI's taxonomy places the organism in Eukaryota, Fungi, Ascomycota, Pichiomycetes, Pichiales, Pichiaceae. The coding region runs from base 1 to 933 and encodes 310 amino acids.